This is a messenger RNA of Mesocestoides corti, 694 nucleotides long. The record is from the annotation of a GenBank genome assembly. Lineage: Eukaryota; Metazoa; Platyhelminthes; Cestoda; Cyclophyllidea; Mesocestoididae.
ACCAUUGGAGAGAUCUAUGAGAGAACAAGAGGUUAAUAGGCAGGGAAUAGGUCAACUUACACCAACUGCUUACUCCCUGAGAGCAGCUUGGUUUGGCAGCCACGUGUCCUACAACCUGCCUCCUUAUUUCUGCAACCUGCCUCCUCGGAAGAUGUCAACUUCGACAUUUGACUCCUGCAACAGAGGUGGACAAAUGUUAGCAAGUGAGAUGGUGUCGCAGUUUGUUGUGUCCGCCAAUAACACCUUUCACAACAUGCAAUUCAGGAGAAAAUGUGACAUCACAAACGACAUCAGGAUUUGCAAAAAGACUCCGGAACAGAACCCGCCGGAGAACAACACAUUGUCGACAACCAGAAAUAUAUUUACCUUUCAUUCAUGCCGGUUGAGCGUAAAUUUCAGAGGUGCAGACAUCGAUGCUCUGCUAGUUGUUCCUCGGUUUAUCACGAGAGAGCGCUUCGUGUCCGAAUUUCAGGCCCUUUCAUCGGAGGACGAUUCUGUGGAGGAUCUACACGCCGUCCCACACGCCUAUGUUCCCCUACUCAAACUGAAGUGCAUGAGUUUUGAGGUUGAUUUGCUGCUUGCACAAAUCGACUCCAUGCCAAUAAACCACUUCUUCACAAAGGCUUCAUCCGUGCCGUCCUCUGGACGUUUGCCAUACGCGCGACAAUUCACAUGCGCAAUCUUCACGCAGUGA